This is a messenger RNA of Capsicum annuum, 783 nucleotides long. RefSeq names its product receptor-like protein 35. Bases 1 to 783 code for a protein of 260 amino acids. Lineage: Eukaryota; Viridiplantae; Streptophyta; Magnoliopsida; Solanales; Solanaceae. Gene Ontology annotation, biological process: protein phosphorylation. The transcript has 5 exons. The record is from RefSeq and is a predicted model, not a curated record. Gene Ontology annotation, molecular function: protein binding; protein kinase activity.
AUGGUAGGUACUUUACCUCCAAAAAUUGGAAAUCUAAAGGCUGUAACCAAGAUGGAUCUGUGGAUGAAUCAAUUCUCAACUGAAAUUCCUAGAGAAAUUGGAGGCUUGCAAAAUUUGGCGUACCUUUCUUUGAGACACAACAAGUUUCAAGGAGCUAUACCAGACUCAAUGAGCAACAUGGUAGGCUUAGAAUUCCUAGACCUUUCUCACAAUAAUAUAUCGGGCAUCAUUCCCAUGUCUUUGGAGAAACUGCAAUACCUCAAAAGUUUCGGCUCUGUUUACAAAGGAGUUCUCAGAAGUAGAACUGCCAUUGCAGUCAAAGUGUUCACUUUGCAACUAGAGGCAGCAUACAAGAGCUUUGAUAUGGAAUGUGAAGUUCUGCGCAGCCUCUGCCACAGGAAUCUCAUAAAAGUUAUUAUUAGUUGUUCCAACCAUGAUUUUAAGGCUUUAGUGCUCGAGUACAUACCAUAUGGAAGUCUUGAAAAUAAUGUCUUGCUGUAUGAAGAUAUGGGUUCCCACCUAAGCGACUUUGGCAUGUCAAAACUUCUUGGUGAAGAUCAGGGUGAUUUGUACACUAAAACCAUAGCAACAUUAGGUUAUAUUGCACCAGAGUAUGGACUUGAUGGACUAGUGUCAACAAAGUGUGACAAGGAGUUAGAUGUUGUGGCAUCAAUCGUGAAAAUUGCAUUAGAUUGUUGUGCUGAAUCUCCGGCAAAAAGGGCUAACAUGAAAGAUGUUGUAGGGAUGCUGCAGAAGAUCAAGAUUCAACUUCUUGCAUGUUGA